Molecule: messenger RNA, 1623 nt
Organism: Microsporum canis CBS 113480
Lineage: Eukaryota; Fungi; Ascomycota; Eurotiomycetes; Onygenales; Arthrodermataceae
Exons: 2
Coding region: 1-1623 (540 amino acids)
Source: RefSeq, a predicted model, not a curated record
AUGGAAGGGCCGGAACUUUCACAGGCCUCGCAACCAUGUUUCGACAGCGAGAGGCAAAGACAGCGAGCAUCGCUUCCUCCACGACCGAAUGGAGCUGCUCGGCAUGCGAAGAGACUCACGCUCAACUUCCCCAUCAAUGUUCCGCCCGAGUUGGCCAAUGGACCCCGCUCAGGGAAGGAUUCGCCGGCUUCCAAACAAACACCGUCGGAGCCGUCACCCACCAUGCCCACGCCCUAUCGAGCUUCGCCUUCGAUCUCUGCGUUGAGUGAACCACCGGAUGAAGGCUAUGGUUUCCUCACUGCCCUCGCUGCGCAGGAACGGAAGGUGUUGGAGCUCAAGGAAGAGCUGCAGAGGGCUGAGCUGGAGCUUAUAACCCUGAAGAAGCAGUGGGAGCAGAAUGAAAAGGGCAGGAAGAUAAACCAGGUCGUUUACCGCGCCGAGGCUAUGAAGCCGUUGAGACAGACGGCAACUGAAGGGAGCCAGGCUGGAGAAACGGGAACUACGCAGUCACCAGCGGACAGUGAUGCAUCCGGGCAGAGAAGACUUAGCCGAGAGUUCGAAAGACGGCAUAGUUCCAGAAAUUCUAUGUCACAUUCACCAGGCACAAGCCAGCCGUCAAGGGCAAGGACGGUGUUUGAAGGCUCUCGACAUACACGCACCCUCUCCCUUCUCUCUGCGAGAGAUGGCUGUAGCGGCUCUCCACUCCCCCAGCCGGGUGAUGCAAGAAGUGCACGGCCAUCUGGGUACCCCAGAUCGGCGACUCUUCCCUCUAUUGAUCGAGAAUCAAACAGUGGCAAACAAACCAUCCUCACCCUCGCAAAACAGAAGUCUCCGCAGGACAAGGGACUAUGGCGGAGGUCUCUUCCUCCAAUACCGCAAGAUGCAACCACAGAAGCGCUCGUACGGACCGGAAGGCAGAUGGCUACUGAUUUCAAGGACGGACUAUGGACUUUCCUUGAAGAUAUUCGUCAGGCAACUGUAGGGGAAGAGGGCAUUAAUGCGACUCAAUCCCGCACUUCACAGGCAUAUCAACGCCCGGACCAGUUUAUCAAUAGACCCGGUGGAGGCGCUGCGGGCUCCAGAAAUCAUUCAGCAACGCCUUCAAGGUCCGGCAGAUCAGCACCUUCAAAGGCCGCUACUGCUGCCAAGCAAAAUAAACGUGGAACGGCUUCGGAGGCUGACUUCUGGGAGGAAUUUGGCGUCACCGCUCCAAAUAGGGCCCAGCCUAGCAAGCCUGCAAGUCGAAAUCAAAACAAAUCAAAUACUCCUAGCCAUCAGCCCAGCUUAUUAGAUAUCGACGAUAACUGGGAUAUAUGGGACAGCCCCCAGCCGAAGACACACACCCCAUCCUCGAGCAGCUCGACGUUUCCUUCGAAAAGAGACCACUCCCCGUCAACAAAUGCCAGCAGCCCACGGACGAGUGCAAGCGUGAUGGACUACAAAGACCUGGAUAUAGAGGCUGCCAGCAGCCCCGAGCAUCCAGAUGGCAUACCGUGGCCCGCCAUGACGAAAUCCACUCCUUCAAAACUGGCCCGCACUGCCUCAACCUUGAUGGCUGAGUGGGAACGAAGUCUCUCACCAGCCGGCUCAGACAGUGCAAAGAAAGGGUCCAAAGAUGAUUAG